AUGUGGGCGGGAGCCGCGCGCGCUUCCUGCGAGUGGCCGGGACUCCGGGAUUGCGACCCGCUGGCUCUGGGCUCGGCGCUGGACGCUCGGGCCAGGUUGCGCGCCGGGUUGCGGCCUGGGGCCCCCAUCCUAGAGGGCGAAGGGAGGAGGAGCCCCCACCUGAGCCGCGGAAAGGGAGGACGAGGGGCCAGGAGCCGAGGGGGUGCGGGCAGCGGGGCGGGUCUCUCCGGGGACCUUCGGCCGCCCGGUGGCUGCGGGUCCUCUGAUAUAAUCAUAUUCCAUACACUUCAUCUACCUAAAGUGUACAACCUACUGAUUUUUAGAAUAUUUACAGGUGUGGAGAGUCGCCAUGGCCAGCUAUCCAUAUGGGCAGGUGGUAUCCCACCCAAUGUGGAUCCUGAGGCCUACUCCUGGUUCCAUGCUGAGAGCCAUUGCCAAGUAGGUGUGUGGUGGCUCGUGAUUUUGUGCCCAGCCAGACUGCGGCAGUUCCAGUCAGUGGACUCAGGUCACAGUGGCUACAUCUCCAAGAAGGAGCUAAAGCAGGCCCUGGUCAACUCCAACUGGUCUUCAUUCAAUGUCAAGACAUGCCUCAUGAUGAUAAACAUGUUUGACAAGACCAAGUCAGGCCGCAUUGAUGUCUAUGGUUUCUCAGCGCUGUGGAAAUUCAUCCAGCAGUGGAAGAACCUCUUCCAGCAGUAUGACCGGGACCACUCAGGUUCCAUCAGCUACACAGAGCUGCAGCAAGCUCUGUCCCAAAUGGGCUACAACCUGAGCCCCCAGUUCACCCAGCUCCUGGUCUCCCGCUACUGCCCACGCUCUGCCAGUCCCACCAUGCAGCUCGACCGCUUCAUUCAGGUGUGCACCCAGAUGCAGGUGCUGACCGAGGCCUUCCGAGAGAAGGACACCACGGUGCAGGGCAACAUUCCGCUCAGCUUCGAGGACUUCGUCACCAUAACAGCUUCUCAGAUGCUAUGACCCAGCCUAUCUGUAGACAGUGGAGCACAUCAAGGGACCUUUCCUGGCUCCUUAGAGUGGGAGAAGCAUGUGGGCCUCUCUUCUUUUCUUUCCCCUCCUAAAAAAAUUCUCCCUAGCUUGAUGCAGCACUGUUCCCAAAGAGGGUUGAGGAUUCUGCAUCAGAGCCACCAAAUAAUGGAUCCCUGGACUGUGGCCAUACAGGUAGGAAGGAGCCUGACCUAGGAGAGGACUGGAAAUUGAGUGUCCUGACAGGCCUGAGCAAUCGGCUGUGCCUCUGGCCCUUAGCUUCCCCCUCUGUGCACUGACACCAGUGUUAAGUGUUCUUCAGCCUCUUACCAUUAGCAUCUGCCUUCCCUCAGCGGCUGUCCUGUCAGAUGAGCCCAGCUUCUCCAAAAUGGAAUUGACCAAGCUUGAGAGAGAUUUGCCUGUGGGACCAAUGGCUUGGAUUCCUGCUCAUUCACAUCCUCAAGUCCUUGUGUGUUAACUUCUAACUGGGGGCUGUCCCUGCUCAGGGAGCUGGGACAGUCUGCCCUCUGGGUAUCUCAGCCAGGCUACUGCCCUCCAAAGCUUGGAACCUUCAAUUGCCUGCCAUGCUCCGCUCUGCUUUAGUUCCUGGAGGACAGAUGUCACCUCCCACUGCCGAUGCUGUUGUUUUUGUUUGUUUGUUUGUUUGUUUUUGUUUUUUAAUGUGUGAGUUAUCAUAUGGGGCCAAAAGUC
This is a messenger RNA of Marmota monax (woodchuck), 1692 nucleotides long. Its product is annotated as peflin-like. The coding region runs from base 1 to 975 and encodes 324 amino acids. Lineage: Eukaryota; Metazoa; Chordata; Mammalia; Rodentia; Sciuridae. The transcript has 3 exons. Gene Ontology annotation, biological process: COPII vesicle coat assembly. The record is from RefSeq and is a predicted model, not a curated record. Gene Ontology annotation, molecular function: calcium ion binding.